Messenger RNA from Prunus mume (Japanese apricot), 1197 nucleotides. NCBI's taxonomy places the organism in Eukaryota, Viridiplantae, Streptophyta, Magnoliopsida, Rosales, Rosaceae. The record is from RefSeq and is a predicted model, not a curated record.
AUGGACCCAGUUGGAGGUCCAGAGCUCCCCAGCCAAAUAACAUGCUUUAUGAUUCUCCCAAGGCUACCCUCCAAGUCUCUCAUGCGCUUCAAAUGUGUCUGCAAGUCUUGGUCUUCUCUCACCCGCGACCCUUCCUUUGUCAGCGCCCAUCAAAACUUGGGAUGCAACAAGAACGUUCACCUCCUCCUCACUGCCUGGGACAAACCCACAACGCAGCAACACUUCUUCUCCUUGCAAAUCAACCAAGAAGGAAGUCUAAUCCCUGCCACCCAUCUUCUAAGUCUUCCAACUCCGCAAACCACGAAUGAAUGUCUCUACAAUGCACAAAUUAUCAACGGCUUGGUCUGUCUUUGCCUUUAUAAUACUACAGUUCCCAAUCAAGCCGAUCCUGACCACCCCGUUCGCAUUUUUAACCCCUCCACCUGAGAGUCUAUCGCUCUCCCCCACCGCGCUCCUGCAUCACGCAAAGUCUAUGUUACGUAUCAUUUCGGGUUCAGUCCUCUUACAAAUGAGUAUAAGGUUCUCCAAGUGCAAGAACUCAUCCCUGCCUUGAGGGGUGAGCAUUUUAUGUUCAAAAUAUUUAAAUUGGGGACAAGUUCAUGGAGGCACAUAGAGGUAGACUGUAAUGGUCUCCGUAUUAAUCCUUUUACAUCCCCAUUUCAUAAGCGAAGUGUUUGCGUCAACGGGGCUGUACAUUGGAUUCAUGGGAUUAACAAUGUCAUACUGGCUUUUGGCAUUGGAGAUGAGAAAUUCAGAGCAAUUCCACUUCCUAAAGAUUAUAAUUGUUUUACACAUCGUAUUGAUUUUCCCAUUGAGAGUAUAGUUGAAGUGGAUGGAUGUGUGGCUCUAACAGGUGACAAGGAGUUGAUGAGACUGAACAUUUUAAGGCUUUGGGUUUUGGAGGACUAUCAAAAUCAGGUUUGGGUGAAGGAGACCAUCUAUUUUCCCCUUCAUUGGGAGGAAGCAGGGUACCCAGUUCCUUUUUGUGCCAUUCACACAGGUGAGCUCCUCCUCCAAUCUUCAAGGUUAAGCAUACAGAAGCCUGGUCAUCCGAGGGUGCUUCUAUACAAUAUGGAGAGUGCAAGUUUUAGGGGAAGUGAUGAGAUUGUUUUGCCCCCCGAAUAUGCAUCGACUCUGAACGAUGAUCGAUUGAAGUUGCUGGCUAGUUAUAAGGAUAGCAUUGUGCCCUUAAGAUGA